Cylicostephanus goldi is the source of this 270-nucleotide messenger RNA. The record is from the annotation of a GenBank genome assembly. NCBI's taxonomy places the organism in Eukaryota, Metazoa, Nematoda, Chromadorea, Rhabditida, Strongylidae.
GAUAUUUGGUCAGUCGGUUGCAUAUUUGCUGAAAUGAUUAAUCAUCGUGUGCUGUUUCCCGGAUUGGAUAGGGUCGACCAGUGGACGAAAAUCAUCCAAGUGAUGGGAACACCAAGCGAGGAAUUCAUUUCUAAACUUGGCAGCAGCGCGUCUGUGUAUGUGCGCUCGCUCCCACGUCAGGUUGGAAAACCAAUCGAAGAAAUAGCUCCAGAUGUGAACUUCCUAAAGAAUACGGAAAACGUUCGAGCUCAUCUAACAGGUUUGUAUUAA